Messenger RNA from Chelonoidis abingdonii (Abingdon island giant tortoise), 2550 nucleotides. RefSeq names its product ubiquitin conjugating enzyme E2 U (gene UBE2U). NCBI's taxonomy places the organism in Eukaryota, Metazoa, Chordata, Testudines, Testudinidae. The record is from RefSeq and is a predicted model, not a curated record.
GUACUUCUGCUAUGUGCUGGGGGGCUCCCAGCUGCCCUGAUGCUCCUUCUCCUCCUAUAGACACUCUCCAACCAUAUAAGAAAAUUCAGUGGAUCAGGAAUAAGCUCCUUAGCUGGGUUUGUUUAGCCUCUGCUACUAAGAGUUCACCAGCUCUGUGUGGUGCUUUUAGCUCUGACUGACCAUUUUGGAUUUCAGCUCAAGGCCAUUAGCCUCUUUAAACUCCAUGCAAACCCUUUAGAAAUUAUGUGCACAAGCCACUAACCGCUGUGAGGCAGGAAUUAGAGUGGGAGGAUCACCUGCCCUUUUGGAAGACGACAGCCUCCGUGAAGCAAGAACUAUAUUGUGGGGGAAGGUGAGAGAGAAAGAGUCCAGCACUAGUUCUCUUAUUGCUAUGCAUUCCAGAGCUUACUUCUUGUUGGAAAGAGAAUAUCUGGAGUAUAAAGAAGCCAACAUUUUUGGCAUCUUUGUCAUUCCUACAAAGGAUAAUUUGCUGGAAUGGCUAGCUGAAGUCCAGGGACUCAAGGAUUCUCUUUGGGAAGGGGCUGUUCUCCAGCUGUCAAUAAAGUACACUGAAGAGUACAAUAGUGUCCCUCCAACUCUGAUAUUUAACACCAUUCCAUUCCAUCCCAAUGUGGAUCAACAUUCCGGGAGACCUUGUAUAGAUUUUCUAGACAAUCCUAAAGAGUGGAAUGGAAAGUUAACGAUGAGUAGCAUUUUACUCGCUAUCCAGGUAAUGCUUUCUAAUCCAGAACUGGAAAAUGCAGUGAAUGUGGAAGCAGCAGAAAUGCUGAAAAACAACAUAUCCUUGUACAGACAAAUGGUUAUACAAUGUGUUAGAACUAGCCAACACCUAGAAGACCUUUCUAGCACUGGGAAAGAUGGUGCUUCUUCUCUGAAGUAUUACUUGCCAUCUGAAGCAUCUUCUCGGGGCCAUGUCAGAAGGAUUACAACCAUUUCGUUUGAAGAUUAUCACAGGAUGUGGUCAGGAAUAGCCACAUCAAAAGCAGCAGAACAUUUUAAAGCCCCAUUCUUUGAAGAUCCAACAUUUAUAGGGAACUGCUGUGGCUGGAAGGCAAAAAAUGUGAAAGAAACAGGAGAAUGGGAUGAGAAUACAUACAAUGCUAUUGUCUCUCAACUCAUCAGAAAGCAAAGGCAACAAACAAUAGAUGAGAAACUGUUAGAAAUUAGGAAAAUGGAACAAGAUAACAACCUGCUUCACCAAACUCCAGUACCAAAAAGUCAAGCAGCAGGUGAAAAGAGACCCCUCAGCAAAGAGGAAGAGCCGUGGGAGAGUGAAGUGGACAAUCUAGUAGCCUGGACUAACACUCUUCGAACCAAAGGAUUAGAGGAUUAAACUGUGAGAUCACACAUACAGACACAGAAAUACUUUUUUCUUACCAUUUAUCAAAAGACUUCUGUACCGUUCCUAUGGGGUGAAUCCUCAGUUCUCACUCACUCCUUAUUCAGGCAAAUUCCUAUCAGCUUCAACGAGAAGGAGUAAAAACUGAGCAGGAAUCUCAGUUUCACCUGUGUAAACUAGAUUAUUUGCUGAUACCUGUGCCACCACAUUGUCUGCAGUGGAUUUGCUGUGGAGUUACCAGUUGGAUCUUAUUACAUCUCUCUAUUGGUGCUGCACAAGAUAGAAUAGACACUGCAGUGCACUCUCUUAGUUGUGUUCACUCUAGAGGAGUAAAAAAUGGGUUGAUCAUUACAGACAGAAGAUCUGCUCUCUCUGUAUGUUUGGAAUCAGAUCUGUUAAGAAGAGACCAUUUCUCCAUAAUCAUUUUUAUGGUCAAACCACACUUUAAGGUUCUGUCUUUAAGCACUCAGAAACCAGAAAAUGGCAAACCUAAUGUUGCUUUUGUAACCUUAACUCUGACCUUUCAUGUUUAUGGGAUAUGCUGCAGCCUUUAAUAUACGUGAUCCCUGAACCAAUGUUAGCGGAGAAAGGAGUGGAUGUUGUACAGCUUCUGAGAAAGAACUUAAUGUGUCUCUUAACACUAACUUUCUGGCUUAUCAAAAGUGGCCUUAUCUAGGUUAUAAAGGUAGCUCAGUUUACGCCUACUGGUCUGAUGGCUAACAGUCUGGUAAAUCACAGGUAUGUGAAAAAAGAAGGGAAGGAUUCAUAAAGGAAGAAAUAAGGCCUAUGGCCUUAAUCCAUGCUACCUAGAUGUCAAGACCCAGUCAGGUUCUCUUAUUUAGGUCAGCAGGGGAUUUGCUGACUUAGGGACUACAGAUUCAGGCCGAUAAAACCGUCUAGUUUUUGGUGGCGCUUACAAAAGUUGUAGAUUGUAAGCUGCUUGAGCCGAGGACUGUCCUUUUGCUCUGUGUCUGUAUGGUACUGUGCCUAGUACUAGCCCUGACUGGGGCUUCUAGGGGCUACUAUUAUUUAACUAAUAAUAGUGGUGCACUGUGUGUCAUAGGGGAACCUAAAGCCAGAGAAGACUGGUAAGGAGCACAAAUGAUAGUUUGGGGUGGAAUCCAUUAGAAAUGUCAAUUAUUUGGUAAACUGAAAAAUAUUGACAAUCUAGUACAUCUUCUCCUCUGUAC